Sinocyclocheilus rhinocerous is the source of this 4241-nucleotide messenger RNA. It is a transcript of the gene wdr7, whose product is annotated as WD repeat domain 7. Bases 32 to 3475 code for a protein of 1147 amino acids. Gene Ontology annotation, molecular function: protein binding. Lineage: Eukaryota; Metazoa; Chordata; Actinopteri; Cypriniformes; Cyprinidae. Gene Ontology annotation, cellular component: cytoplasm. The record is from RefSeq and is a predicted model, not a curated record. The transcript has 20 exons.
UCUCCCAGCGAGCGAACACUUCCGCAGCAAUAUGGGGAAGAAGACGGAGGGUUCGAUCCCUCCUCUGGUGUACAGCAUAGCGGACCGCGCCGACAAACAGCUCCUGAUUUGUCCUCCCGUGACGCGCUUCUUCUUCGGACGGAGAGAGCCGUUCCACAAACUCCUGAUCCAGGGCGACUCUGCGGGGCGACUGACGGUGUGGAGCAUCCCAGAGACGUCACCCUUACAGCCGCUGUCCUCCGCCGCAGAGCUGCAGGAGUCGGUCAGCAUCAGUCUGCAGGAGGCCUUUGAUAAGUUAAUGCCGUCUCCAGCCGGCAUCAUUGACCAGCUGAGCGUCCUGUCCGGCUCUAACGAGCCCAUUAAGGUGACGGCGAGCGUCUACAUCCCGUCUCAGGGCCGACUGGUGUGCGGACGAGAAGACGGCAGCAUCGUACUCGUUCCUGCUACACAGACGGCCAUCGUUCAGCUGCUGCAGGGAGAACACAUGCUGCGCAGGGGCUGGCCUCCUCAUCGCACUCUCAGAGGUCACAGGCACAAGGUGACGUGUCUGCUGUACCCACACCAGGUCUCUCCGCGCUACGAUCAGCGCUCGCUGGUCUCCGGCGGCGUCGACUUCUCCGUCAUCAUCUGGGACAUCUUCACCGGCGAGAUGAAGCACAUCUUCUGCGUUCACGGAGGAGAAAUCACACAGCUGAUCGUGCCUCCAGAAAACUGCAGCACGCGCGUGCAGCACUGCGUGUGUUCGGUGGCCAGCGAUCACUCCGUCGGUCUGCUGAGUCUGAGGGAGAGGAAGUGCAUCAUGCUGGCCUCCAGACAUCUCUUCCCCAUCCAGGUCAUCAAGUGGAGGCCGUGUGACGAUUAUCUGGUGGUGGGCUGCUCCGACGGGUCCGUCUACGUCUGGCAGAUGGACACAGGAGCGCUGGACCGCUGUGUGAUGGGAAUAACGGCGGUGGAGAUUCUGAACGCGUGUGACGAGGUUGUUCCCGCCGCUCUGGACUCCCUCAAUCACCCCGCGGUGAACCUGAAGCAGGCCAUGACCCGCCGCAGUCUGGCUGCGCUCAAGAACAUGGCCCAACACAAGCUGCAGACGCUCGCCACCAACCUGCUCGCGGCCGACAACGCCGACAAGGGAAACCUUCCCAAAUACUCGCACAACUCUCUGGUGGUGCAGGCCAUGAAGACCAACGUGACGGAUCCGGACAUGCAUGUGCUGUUCUUCGACGUGGAGGCCGUGAUCAUCCAGUUACUGACGGAGGAGGCGCAGCGGCCCAACCCCACCCUCAUUUCGCCAGAGACGCUGCAGAAAGCGCAGGGCGGAGCCGACAAGGGCGGGUCCUUCCUAGCCAAUAAGAUCUUCAAACAGGUGAAGGAGACCAUUAAAGAAAACAUCAAGGAGCACCUGCUGGAUGAAGACGAGGAUGAGGAGGAAGAGCAGCGGCGGCGCGAGGAGAAGUCCAAGUCUCUGAGUCUGCUGGAGUACAAUCUGACCAUGGACACGGCCAAGCUCUUCAUGUCCUGCCUGCACGCCUGGGGUCUGAACGGAGAGCUGGACGAGGUGUGUCUGACCCGGCUAGGCAUGCUCCGCCCGCACACGCCCGUCUCCUUCGGCCUGAUCUCUCGCGGAGGACACAUGUCGCUCAUGCUGCCCACCUUCAAAGACUCGCUGCUCCGGCAGCUGGCCGAAGGAUGCGCCGAGGGCCGCAAGCUCUCCGUCUCCGAGAUCGUGGGCAAAGGCACGUAUGGCGUCUCCAGAGCCGUGACCACGCAGCACCUGCUCUCCGUCAUCUCGCUGGCUAACACUCUGAUGGGCAUGACCAACGCCACCUUCAUCGGGGAGCACAUGAAGAAAGCACCAGCCAGGCCCCCAAGACCAGGAACCCCUGAGACCCUGAGAAAAAGCACCACGCAGGCCUCCAGCCCGGCCCUGCAAGCUCAGAUCAAACAAGGUUGGAGUCAGCUGGCUGCCAUGCAUUGUGUCAUGCUUCCGGAUCUUCUGGGUUUGGAUAAGUUCAGGCCUCCUCUGCUGGAGAUGUUGGCUCGCAGAUGGCAGGACCGCUGCCUGGAGGUUCGAGAGGCGGCCCAGGCGCUGCUGUUGGCUGAACUGCGGCGGAUCGGUCAGUCGGGCCGGAAGGACACCAUUGACAUGUGGGCGCCGUAUCUGCCGCAGUAUGUGGACGCGGUCAGCUCUCCGGGAACCGCCCCCGAGACCGCCCAGCCGGCCCCGCCCCCUGCAGAAGCCCCGCCCACCGAGACCAAAGCUCCAGAGGAAGAGAUGGACGUGACGGAUGAUGACAUCACUGCAGGCUGUCUGUCGAACCUGCCGCCGAACGCGAAGAUCUGUAACUCAUACGAGGAGCGGAGGAAGCAGGCGACGGCCAUCGUUCUGCUGGGAGUGAUCGGAGCCGAGUUCGGUGCAGAGAUCGAACCUCCCAAACUACCUUCCCGCGCUCGCACCAGCACUCAGGCUCCCGACGGAUUCGGUCUGACCACCGGAGGAUCCAACUACUCACUGGCCCGACACACCUGUAAAGCCCUGACGUUCCUCCUCCUCCAGCCGCCCAGUCCCAAGCUGCCGGCCCACAGCACCAUCCGGCGCACAGCCAUCGAUCUGAUCGGCCGAGGCUUCACGGUGUGGGAGCCAUAUAUGGACGUGUCGGCGGUUCUCAUGGGUCUGCUGGAGCUCUGCGCCGACGCCGAGAAGCAGCUGUCCAACAUCUCAAUGGGUCUUCCUCUGAGCCCCGGCGCUGAUUCAGCCCGAUCGGCCCGGCAUGCCCUCUCCCUGAUCGCCACUGCCAGACCUCCCGCCUUCAUCACCACCAUCGCUCGAGAGGUUCACAGACACACAGCGAUGCAGUCCCAGGGCUCUCAGUCUCAGCAGAACGUUCACACCACGACACUCGCUCGCGCCAAAACUGAAAUCCUGCGCGUCAUGGAGAUUCUCAUCGAGAAAAUGCCGUCUGAUGUGGUGGACCUGCUGGUGGAGGUGAUGGACAUCAUCAUGUACUGCAUUGAAGGCUCUCUGGUGAAGAAGAAAGGCCUGUCUGAGUGUUUCCCAGCCAUCUGCAGGUUUUAUAUGGUGGCGUACUGUGAUCGCAGCUAUCGUAUCGCUGUCGGCGCCCGUCAGGGUUCAGUGGCCCUUUAUGACGUUCGCACUGGAAAAUGCCAGCAUAUUCACGGACAUAAAGGACCCAUAACGGCGGUGUCCUUCGCACCGGACGGACGUUAUCUGGCCACCUACUCCAACGCUGACAGCCACAUCUCCUUCUGGCAGAUGAACACGUCUCUGUUAGGCAGCAUCGGGAUGUUGAACUCGGCUCCUCAGCUGCGCUGCAUCAAAACCUAUCAGGUUCCUCCGGUCCAGCCGGCGUCGCCCGGAUCCCAGAACGCCCUCAAACUGGCCCGCCUCAUCUGGACCUCCAACCGCAACGUCAUCCUCAUGGCCCACGACGGCAAGGAGCACCGCUUCAUGGUCUGAGGGGUCAGGGGUCGCGUGACCUUUGACCUUCCCAGCUGAGCUGUCAACUGGUUUACACUCUUCCUUUCAUUCCUCUGUUUAUUUAAAGCAUUUGAAGUUUUGUUCUCUUUUGACUAUUUAUGAAGAUGAUAAAGGACUGCAGGUCACUAAAACGUGUUUUUGUGCUUGACGGUCAAGCGAGGUUUUGCUCAGGCGAAGCAAAUAUGAGUUUUAUUUUAGUUUUCUCUCCGGUUGAUUCGCUGAAGCUGUUUUAUCAUUCCAGCUAUAUAAACACACAUUUGACUCGUUUGGUCUAAAUCAGAGAAAGAUCCCUCGCUGACGUUAUUUAGAAUCGCAGAAUCCUCGUUCGUACUGAAUGACUGGAAUCGUAUCGUGAUAUCGUGUAUCAUAGGAAUGGUUUUUGUUUGCGCUCGUGCUGUAGUCGUGAACUCUUCGGUUUGCUGUUGUCUGUGUUUUUGUGAGUCGUUGGUUCGUGUGAAGUCACUGGCACUGAAAUACACGUUUAAAAGCAGUCGCGUUGGCUUUCCCACACGCCGCCGUCUGCUGUAAUCCACUGAUAGAGGUGUAUUCUAGAGACACGGCUGUGACGUAAAACACAUUGAAAUCUGCAUCUGCAACGUCACAGCAGCUGAAUUUAUUCAGGAUUUCAUCCCACAAUUAACAACAAAAAAGAAUUUUAUAUUUGCGUGAAGAGCUAUUUUAGGAUCAUUAAGGUUUUUUUGCAUUGUGCAGUGUUUUUCAUAACAAUUAAAUCUAUUUUGAGAAU